Messenger RNA from Populus nigra (black poplar), 1651 nucleotides. RefSeq names its product protein WHAT'S THIS FACTOR 9, mitochondrial. The record is from RefSeq and is a predicted model, not a curated record. The transcript is spliced from 2 exons. Bases 292 to 1533 code for a protein of 413 amino acids. NCBI's taxonomy places the organism in Eukaryota, Viridiplantae, Streptophyta, Magnoliopsida, Malpighiales, Salicaceae. Gene Ontology annotation, molecular function: RNA binding.
AAUACAAAAAUAGAGAAACGAUUUUUCUUUUCUUUAAAGAACUAUAAAAGGCCUAUGCUUCAGUCUAUCUCCAGCUGCUGCUGCAAAGCAACGUUUUCGCCAAUCUGCGCAUGGAGCUGCCAUGUGUAACGCGAGUUUCCCACUGCCCUUGCUGCUGCUGCUGUCCAUGAUUGUCCUCGCGAACCCAUCUUCUCCCAUCACCUAGAAGACGACUUAAAACCAGCAGUGUAAAAUGACGAAACUAGAGCCUGAUUGAUAUCUGAACUCAUUCUUUAUCAUCAUGAAGCAGAGAUGGUUUUUCUGCUGUUGUUGAAAAAGGGAGCUGGAUGCUCCAAUUUUCUUGGUGCGUUUCGGACAGGAUACAAUUACCAGCAAAAAUUUAGCUUGGUGAAUGUCAAGUUAAAAUGGGUGAAGGAUAGAGUAUUGGAUACUGUAGUGGCAGAUCAGGCAGAUCUUAAAGCAGCUUGCAUACUUGUUUCGAUCAUCUCUUCUGCUCGCGGAUGCUGCCUUCCUAUAUACCGGCUUAGACUGCAUCGUGGGCAGCUUGGGCUGCCUCAUGAUCUUAAGCUCUCUACAUUUAUCAGGAGAUAUCCUAAUAUUUUCUGUGAAUCUCAUGUUCUUGAUAGUGGAGGCACUCGUGUUCCCUGCUUUCAGUUGACUGCUGAAGCCCUAGAUCUCCGCCGUGAAGAACUUGGAAUUCUUGAGCAGAAUCAAAUUGAUUUGGUUGAACGGCUAUGCAAACUGCUUAUGCUUACAAGGGAUAGGACACUGCCAUUACAAACCAUUGACCAGCUGAGAUGGGACAUGGGAUUGCCUUAUGACUAUUUUGAUUCCUUGAUUCCACUUCACCCUGAUUUGUUUUCUUCAGUUCGCCUUCCUGACGAUCGUGUUGGCUUGAAACUCCAAGUUUGGGAUGAUCGCCUUGCUGUCUCCCAGCUGCAGAAGAAUGCUGCUUUGCAACAGAAGGAAGAAGACAUGAAAAAUGGCUGCUUAGCCUUUCCAGUUGGCUUUACAAGGGGCUUUGGAUUGAAGAGGAAAUGCAUGGAAUGGUUGGAAGAGUGGCAGAGACUUCCAUAUACUUCACCUUACUCUGAUGCCUCAGAUUUGGAUCCACGAACAGAUGUGUCUGAGAAGAGAAUUGUUGGAGUCUUUCAUGAGCUUCUCCACCUUACUGUACAUAAGAGAACGGAGCGCAAGAAUGUAAGCAAUCUUCGCAACCCAUUGUCACUGCCCCAGAAGUUCACUAGGGUGUUUGAGCGACAUCCUGGCAUUUUUUACAUCUCAAAGAAGAUUGAUACUCAGACUGUGGUUCUUAGAGAAGCAUAUGAUCGGCAACAACUUUUACAUAAACAUCCUCUUGUUGAUAUCAGGGGAAAAUAUGCAAGUAUGAUGAGAAAGGGAUUUUUGGAUAGAAGUAGAGGCUUAUACAAGAAAACAGCAUCUUCUGGUCCAGAGGAAUCAAUGAUUGUUCAUGGUGAUGAACCCACUGAUAGUUGUGAAGAAGAUUUAGGCUGUGAUUUGCUUUCCGAAUAAGUUAAUAACCCAAUGCAUGAUCCCUUAUGAAUCCUGCAGGCUUGUUCAUUUGAUUUCUACUUUGAGGAGAUUGUUUUUUAAAAUUCUCAACGUUGAAUAGAAUGAUUAUUACAGAUCA